AUGGCAACUCUGGACUUUGCGUUGAAGAACGAGACUGGCUCCGACACGGUCUAUGCGUACAUUACCGGAUACGCAAUUGAUCGAAACAACGCUCUCGUUUUGAUUCAAGCAGAUGGUAAAACGCCGUACUACCCGGCGUCUCCCUCCAGCACCCUCAGUGCGCUGGAUCAAGACUGUGCAAUCCCACUGGGCCCUGCUGGCAGUACCAAAACAGUCUCGAUUCCACACAUCGCGGGAGGUCGACUGUGGUUUGUCCGCGAUGGCAAGCUCACCUUCUAUGUGAACCCUGGACCUGCACUCGUUGAACCCUCUUCGUCCAACCCGUCUGAUCCCAAUUACAACCUGUACUGGGACUUUUGUGAAUUCACGUGGAACUCCUUCCAACUAUAUGCGAAUAUCACAAUGGUCGACUUUGUGUCCCUGCCCAUUGCGCUGACCCUGACCAACACGUCGGGCGCUUCUCACUCUGUUUUGGGAUUGCCAUCAGAUGGAUUGGGAAGGAUCUGCUCGGCACUGCAACAGCAGAAUGCCAAAGACCAGGCCGGAUGGGACAAGUUGAUUGUCAGCAACAAUGGAAGACAGCUCCGCGCUGCUUCCCCCAAUACGGGCAUUGUUCUGGAUAAUUCCUUGUUCAAGAAUUACUACGAUUCGUACGUGAAUCAAGUCUGGGACAAGUACUCCAACAACGACCUGACAGUCAACACACAAGGCGGGGCUGGCAAUCUUCAAGCGAAUGUAGCUCAGGGCAAGCUCGACUUUACCUCCCAGAACUUUUCCUACGAUAAGCCCUCGACUGCCGACAUCUUCAGCAACAGUUCUGGUGCCUUUGCAGUCUCCGGCAAUGGCAUCAAAGAUGCCGUGACUGCCAGACUCGCGGCCGCAUUCAAUCGAUCGACCUUGCUGAGCAACUCACAGCAACCGAAUGGGGCGACAGUGGCCGACUAUUACCAGAACCCUGUGACAAACCACUACUCACGGAUCUGUCAUGAGAUCUCUCUCGACCAUCGAGGUUAUGCAUUCCCCUACGAUGACGUCGCUCCCAGCAAUGGGGAGGAUCAGUCUGGAAGCGUGUUUGACUCGAAUCCAAAGCUAUUGACUGUGACUGUGGGUGGCGGUGGAGGCACCUCCAGUGUUCAAGCUCUUGCAGACAACCCUGUUCGUCAGGAAAACGCGCACAACUCGCAGGAGGUCUCAUCAGGCCCGGCACCAGAAGACAAGAAAAAAAAGGUGUUUUCCGGCUUGAAGCAGGCUAUGCGGAGACUUUCUCACAAGUAG
Molecule: messenger RNA, 1275 nt
Organism: Penicillium diatomitis
Lineage: Eukaryota; Fungi; Ascomycota; Eurotiomycetes; Eurotiales; Aspergillaceae
Product: glycoside hydrolase family 64 protein
Exons: 1
Coding region: 1-1275 (424 amino acids)
Source: RefSeq, a predicted model, not a curated record